Messenger RNA from Suillus fuscotomentosus, 1956 nucleotides. RefSeq lists its product as uncharacterized. Gene Ontology annotation, biological process: cell surface receptor signaling pathway. The transcript is spliced from 11 exons. The record is from RefSeq and is a predicted model, not a curated record. The annotation marks the transcript as partial. Lineage: Eukaryota; Fungi; Basidiomycota; Agaricomycetes; Boletales; Suillaceae.
GCUCAAGAGGUUGGAUCGGUGUACGAUUUCUAUACUCAGAAUGCAACCAUCAACUCUGCAUCUGAUGCGAUGGUUGCGGACCUCUCAAAGAAGAAUAUGGGCGACUUUCUGGGAGAGGCGAAGAAGGUGAUGGAGGCCCUGGAUGUCCUGCAACAGGUUCACCCGUUUGUCGGCGUGGCUAUACUCGCUUUCAAGGCUGUCGUGAAUCUUGAGCUAACAAGAAGAGAAAACGAUCGUAGAGUUGGACUGAUGUUAGCUCAAGCAUCUGACAUGAUGACCAUGCUCCUCCAACUCAAGGACACCAAAGAUCUUGCCAUCGUGGGACCUCAUGGCAACAUUCGGGGGCGAUUGGAUCGUGUCCUGGAUGGCAUCAAGCAAGACAUCGAAGAUUGCGGAAAUGCCAUUGACAAAUACUACAAGUCAAAAUUCAUGGUGAAAUUAUUCAGAUCCUCCCAUUGGGCGAGCGAAUUCAUGAGAGUUUGUACCAGCUUUUCCCAGCGCACGCAGGACCUCCAGCUCGCCUUAAAUAUCAGAACAACGUUGAGGGUUGAUAUUGCCAUUGAUAAGCUAGACAAGCUAAUUCGGACACAAACCGACCGCGAAGCAAGAUUCGAGAAAGAAGUGCAAAUGCGCGGUGGAAGAGAGAAAUGUUUGGAAAGCGAAGACAAACUGCCUACUUCAAAGACCGCUUCUGCGAACGGAUCGGUCGGCAAGCAGUCCCACCUUGAUGCAUCACUGCUUCAUGAACUGCAUACUCCAUUGCGCAACUUACUCGAUGAGAAUCGCGCGCUCUUCAUGUUCAAGCUUGAUGCACAGACAUCCGAUAUCAAAGAUGCCAUCAAGGAUUCCGAAACGCGCAUUAUGUGGGCCUUUAACAGCAGAUUUCGACGGGUCAAGGAUCCACACCUCCGAUAUAUCUGGAAAGAGAUGAAAUGGACAACAAGCGUCAAGACAUUGUACUUCAUUGCGGAACUCCAUGAUUAUUACGUGAACCGUUUCUCCCGCCUCCUCCCGUCUCCAACUCCCACUGUCUCCGUCAUGUCCGAUUCAGAAGGAGAAGACCACGAGCUUCCAGCAGCCGAUCGUUCGUACCAAAAACUUCCUAAUGUCGACCUUGCAGACAAAUGGUGCUUGAAAUAUUUGUCCGUCUUCUAUGUUCCAAGUUUAUCCGAAGGCUUCGACGGCGAUGCGAAUGGCUUGGUCAGUAUAAGGGAGGUGAAUGCUUUUACAUCUGCAAUGCCUUCGGGCUGGACUCUGCCGCAAGCACUUGCAUACUGGGCUGCAGGGUGGAGGGUGGAUAGCCAAUACUAUCAUGCACGAAUUGAACAGGUCUUGAACAGCAUGAUUUAUGCACAAGAAGAUGUACUUCCACAAAACAGGAGGUGUGUCGCCAGAUACUUGAACUCAUAUAUCAUCGAUGUUAUCAAAAGGCUCGUCCGUUCUCUUGCAGAGCUUAGAUUAGAGGAUUCGGACUUGGAUCUCGCGCAAUUGACUGCUCGGCGUCGCGAGGCUCAAGAGGCGACAUUGGCGGACAAGCUCAACAUCGUCAAGUAUGAAAUCGACUCCAAAGAUUCCAUCAAACUUUUUGGAUCUGGUCGCAUCGAAAAUUUCUUGCUGCCUUUGCUUUACCUCGUAAUUAGGAGGCAUUUACAGAUCAUGAAACUUGCCAGCACAGUGAUUCUGGUCGAGAGAGAGUUUGAAUCUGCAACCCAAACGAUACGAAAUAUUUUGGAAGGGGUGUCUCUGCGCGUGGACGAACUGGCAGGUGCGUUUCUGAGCUAUGUCAUGAUAAGCUAUCUCCUUACACCAUCACAGAAUCGUUUCGUCAGCAGGGUAAUGAUCCAAAAGCAAGAUUCACAUGGCAUGCGCAUGGCUUGGUAUGUGGAGACAGCAACUUUGUAUCAAUUCGGUCUAAUACCUCGUAACAGUACAACUUUUGGUACAGUCCAGAAUUAG